AUGAAGUGUCGUAAUUGCUUCGGUCGGACACGAUACCUGGGACUGCGACUACACGCCGCCGUGACCGAAAAUGGUCCACAUAGCUCAACGCAGCAGAGGCCGGCGACAGAACUCCAGCCGACCCCACCUCCAGACCAAGCUGAGAAUGAUCGCAGUCGAAGGUCACUCGCUCCAUCGCCCGACAUCCCACCUCGUCAGGCAUCCAGCCAGGGCCAGGGUCAUGAUCAGCAAGCAGAAAGGUUCCAAUCCGUUCCGUGUGUUGUGUCGUGCAGGCAAUGA
This is a messenger RNA of Aspergillus welwitschiae, 279 nucleotides long. RefSeq lists its product as uncharacterized. The coding region runs from base 1 to 279 and encodes 92 amino acids. The record is from RefSeq and is a predicted model, not a curated record. The transcript has a single exon. Lineage: Eukaryota; Fungi; Ascomycota; Eurotiomycetes; Eurotiales; Aspergillaceae.